AGCAUCGAGUACUCGGAGCACGAGGUGCCGGUCAAUGCCACGGUCCGUUUGACCGGAUGGGGUCGCACCAGCGCUGGAGGUCCUGUUCCGACCAAGCUGCAAACCAUUAACCUGCGGACGCUCAGCAACGCUGACUGCAAAGUGCAAAGCGGUAACCCAGCCAAUGUAGAUGUCGGCCACGUGUGCACACUGACCAAGAGCGGCGAGGGAGCCUGCAAUGGAGACUCCGGUGGUCCACUGGUGUAUGAAGGCAAAGUGGUUGGGGUGGUAAACUUUGGCGUUCCGUGCGCCCGUGGUUUCCCGGAUGGCUUUGCGAGAGUGUCCUACUACCACGACUGGGUUCGCACAACCAUGGCUAACAAUUAGAUGUUCCAGUCAACUAGGCAAAACUGAUGAAACCGCACAACCACAAAAUUGUUUGCAAACUGAAAUUUCAAUAAAAGUGAAGUAGAAUUUUA
Molecule: messenger RNA, 458 nt
Organism: Anopheles bellator
Lineage: Eukaryota; Metazoa; Arthropoda; Insecta; Diptera; Culicidae
Product: chymotrypsin-2-like
Exons: 2
Biological process (GO): proteolysis
Molecular function (GO): serine-type endopeptidase activity
Source: RefSeq, a predicted model, not a curated record